AUGGCAGCCAAGAAGGGCAAGAAGACCAAAAUGAAGAGCGGCUCGCCCAUCAACACCCAGGCAGGAGCGAUUGCGCCGCCGGUCCAGCCGCCUUCGACCUCAGUCGUCACCGAGGAGCACGCGCCGAUCCUGUCGAAGCCACGCAAGAAGAAGAAAAAGCCGCGUCAAGAUGAAAGCAGCAGUCACACCGAAACCUCAAGUGACGCAGGUCCUGUCACUGCGACCAACGUCGAUGGCACGUGCAGUGAGCUCGUUGACUUGCAAAGCAACGCUGGCAGCGAUCAGUCUCUGUCGCUCGCCCCGUCCAAGGCAACAGAGGGGACCGAGUCCUCUGACACUAGCCCUAUCGACCGGGAAGAGGAGAACAGGAGGCACUGGGGUGUUGAAGAAGCCGGGGCGCGUGAUACCACGAAGACAGAGGCAACAACCUGCCCAGUCGACCUGGGCCCCCUCGGCCAACCUAAGAACUCUGGCGCAGUCAAGGGCUCAGGCAAGCAGACCGAGUGGUUCAACCCCGCACGUCAGGAAGCACUCGAAGCAGUCAGCGACUUCAAGACUAGAAUCCUCGAACGAGCUGCGAAACAAGCACGCAAUGAUACGCGUUUCACUCCUUCCCCAUAUCCGAACGACCUUUACUUGUACGACAAGCCCGGUAACUCGCCAGAAGACAAUGCUAUGCUCAAGCUCAAGCGCGGCGUUGAUGCUGCAGUCAUGGAGCUCGAUCCCUCUCUGAUCCCAGAAAAGAGCAGCAUCCCACUCAAUAUCGCCAAGAGAGCGGCCAUGUACGUCUGCGGCCUUCUCAAAUCUCACGAUGGGCAGUUUCGGUGCGCAAUCGACAGUUUGAGGGGCUCUGUCGAGAAAAACCAGCCAGCACUGGCGCCCUGGCUGGCUGACAUGUGGGACGAGAGGCUACUCGAUAGUGAUCGAGACUGGUUGCUCGGAAAGAAGAUCGAUGACAUGGACGAGGAAACGGCCAGAAGCCACAUUGGGAACAUGAUGGAGUUCAUCAUGAAGUACAAGCUGUGGGGCCAGAUGGUCGAGACGGAGUGCGAGGAUCUUGGAGUGGCAGUCUAUCCGAGGCUGAACUAG
Molecule: messenger RNA, 1089 nt
Organism: Cercospora beticola
Lineage: Eukaryota; Fungi; Ascomycota; Dothideomycetes; Mycosphaerellales; Mycosphaerellaceae
Source: RefSeq, a predicted model, not a curated record